Caenorhabditis auriculariae is the source of this 9816-nucleotide messenger RNA. Lineage: Eukaryota; Metazoa; Nematoda; Chromadorea; Rhabditida; Rhabditidae. The record is from the annotation of a GenBank genome assembly.
AUGAACAGCCACAUCAUCAACAUCACCACAAAGGUAGAAAUAGUUGAUUAUUUUUUUCUCAAAAUGGUAUGAUAAUAUUAAUUCAGGAACUAUUGCUUCAAGUAAAACUGCUAAUUCUUUUGUCUACAACUUGACCCAAGAAGGAGAAAGACUAUGCCGUCUCAAAAAAAUUUGAUCAAGGUGAUUUAAAAAAAUUUUUCUACAAAUUCAUUAUACUGUAUUCACCGCUAUCUCAAAAAAAGAUUAUGAAAAAAAUACUGGAAUCUCACUUCAAGAGAACUUUUUUUGUUAAUAUUCUGAAUAAUCCAUUAACUACUUUCUCACGACUUCGGGGAGCAAACUAUAGAAGCAAAUUUAGUAAACUCAGAUUUUUUUGAAGAAUAUUAAAAAAACUUUAAAAAGAAAUCGGCGUAAAGCACCAGCUUGGUGAGAAUCGAAAUAUGGAAAUGAAAGUUGUGGAGGAGCAAGAAAGGCUGAACAUUCAACUCUAAUGGUUUCUAUGACAAUCGGCCAUUUAGCAAAUUAAAGCCGUAAGGGUAAUAAUUGUGGAAAGUUUGCUCUAGGUUUCUCCUCUUCAGAAGUCGAUAGUGAAAUGUGAAUAAAAAACGCCUUGAAAAGUCUCUUCAGGAAUCGCAUAUUUACGAAGAGCUCUGGAAUUGGGCACCGACGACUUUUCUUUACUUUCUGCUAUUUAUUGUCAGUUGGGCAACGCUUACGUACUGCUUGGAGAGUACGAAACCGCUCUGCAAUACCAUACAUACGAUAUUUUGGUUGAAAGGUCAGUUUUUUAUUUUUAUUGAUUUAUCGAUGAAAACCGCAAAAAAAUGAAAAUAGAAAAUUCUUAAUAAGUUUGACAUAGAAAGCAGAUAGAAAAAAACACACGCUGUAGAAAUAAAAGCUAAAAAUCUAUUCAAAAAAGCUCUAAAAACUUAUGACCUUCAUCGUAAUUGUAGCCUAAAAUCUUCGGGCAUCAUGACUAAACUAAAAAACAGGAUUGUUCCAUUUUUUUUUCUAUGUACACGGACCUCGGUAACAAAAACCGGACGUGCUCCGGACGUUUCUGAGCAAUUCUAUAAAUUACUCAAGAGGGCUAAAGCUACUGAAGUAGUCACUAGAAAUACCCUGACAGGUCCGAUUCGUGUCCGGUUCGCCAAUUUCCGAGUAUAUACCGGAGAGUUCCACAGAGCAAAUUUUCUUAACAGCAAAUUUUGAUCAAAUUCUCCGAUUUUGUCAUUUUCCAAAGUAUGGCAAUGUAGAACUUUAAUUGCGUGUUUGCAAAACUGAAUGGUUGAUAAAAAAACUUAACCGAGAGACCGCUUUUCCAGGUUGAUAGGCAACAAAGAAGGAGAAGCCAAAUCGUGUGCCAACUUAGGAAAUGUUUUCAAAAUCAAGGGAUCCUAUAAUGAUGCGCUCACUUUUACGUUUCGCCAGUUGGAGAUAGCAAGUUCUUUGAAUGACGAGGUUUUUUAUUAUCUGGAUGUCCAAUUGCACUUAAUUAUAUUCAUUCAGGUACUAGAAACACGGGCGCACUAUAACUUGGGGAAUAUUUAUAUUGAGCGAGGUCGGGAAAGAAAACUUGUGUUAACUGUCAGUUUCCAUUUUUUAAACUAUGUAUUUUUCAUGAAUUUCCAGGAAUCGAGCACGGAUGAACAAAAAGAAGAAGCCAUUGAAGAUUUUCGAAACUCUGUGAAACACUUCGAGUGAGAUUGAUGACUCAAUUAAAAAAAUAAUUAGUUGAAUAAUUUAUAGAAUAAACUUGGAAUUAGCCCAAAAACUCAAUGACCCUUUGUCUACGGGAAGAGCUUAUGGGAGCCUUGGAAACGCGCAUUAUUGUCUGGGCAAUUACGAAACAGCUAUCUCGUAUCACAAACAGGUGAUUUUCUCCUCAAAACUUUCCUUAAGAUCUAAGGACAUUGACAAGCGAAAGGCGAGAAGAAAAGUUUUGAAAGAUUACCGAAACCUGUUUUUUCAAAAUGUUUUCAGAACUCGUUUUUUAACUGUUUUUGUUGGAAACCACCUUUUUUCACUUUUAUUAGCUAUUAGCACUUUCCGAUUAAAAACUUAUUUCUUUUUUUGUUGCAGAGACUCGAAUUAUCCCAACAAUACGGUGACCGUCCCUCGAUGCGUCGAGCUCAUGCCAACAUUGCAAAUUGUCACGCUUUGAUGUCUAACGUUCCGAGUUCAAUCCAGCAUUACAGGUAAAACUCAAUCAGUAUCGCAUUUUAAAGUCUCGUUUUUUUCUUAUAGCUUUCCGAUAUCCGAAAGUUUCCAGGAAAAGCUUUUUUGAUUUUCUCUCUUUCAAAUAAAAAUUUUCUGGUUUUGCAAAAAAAGCGUGCUAAACUUAACGGAUUCUGGAAAUUUAAAAAGCGCAAGACGGAUUGCAGGAUAUUCUGUAAAAAAAGGGCGUUCCUUUCGAUUCAUGUUUAUUUUAGCUCAAGGCAAAAAAAUGGUAAAAAAAAAGACUUUCACUCGCAGGUUUUUCAAAAUAUUUGUCAUUUCAAAAAGCCUCUGUAGACAUAUUUUCUUUGCCUGGUUGUUCCCAAAAAAAUGUUUUGUAAUAUUAACUUUUUGAAGCAACCCCAUACAAAUGAAUCAUUUGCAAAUUGUUAUAUUUGCUUACAUUUUGCGAUUUAAACCAGCUUGGCGAUGAGAACUGAAUCCAACCAAUAAAAAUACUGUUUUUGAAUAACCGUGUUUUUUCUUUUUAUAGUUUUUGAAUGAACAUCCUGGGGAUUCUUAUAAUUAGGCAGGUCUUCAAGACUUUUUCGAUGAAAUACGAAGAAUCGCCUUUUGAGCCUUUCCAUAGAAUUUUUUAUAGAUGUGCAUAUUCGCUGGCCUCCGAAUUAGGGCACACGGCUGAAGAGGCUCAAAUGGCGUACUCACUCGCCAACGCCCUUUACAUUUCUAAGGACAUAACCGGAGGUUCGUUUUUCUCUUUCUUUCUAUGUUGUCCUCAAUCACUUCAGAACAUGAAAACAAGGGGAGGGGGGCGUAAAAGUCAUUUUCUUCGAAUCUCCUGUCAAUUUCUUUUCUUAUCGUUGCUUUUUUUUUGUUCUGAGGAAUGCUUCAGGUCUUGAAUUUCUUUGAUAACGUUCCGAUCAAUGGGGUUUUUAUCAAGAAAAAAGGACAAAAUAUACUCGCGUCCUCUGGCAUUGAUAGUUGUUUGAUUAUGUGGUUGUGUUUAAUUUUUUUUCAACUUGCAAAAAAGACGUGAUAAUCUGAUAAGAGGCUUUAUUCGUUUUUUUAAAAAAAUUUAAAUUUAUUAACUAGGACUAUUUCACUGAAAGCUUUUUUUGAUUCUUUAAAAAAAGAACGAAAUCCAAUGGUAUAUUUUUUUCCAUCGUUGUGAAAUAUUCGUAACUAUGAGGAAGUCAACCUAUUUUUCAAAAGCUUUAAAUUUAAAUACGAAACAUUAAAAAUUUCUAUUUAUCAAAUUAUAUCUUCCUUUCGGAUUGAUUAUCUAAUCUUUACUUGUGAACAAAAUCUGCAAAUUCCAUCUUUUUUCGAAAAAUGUUUUUCAGAAAAAAAUCAGAAGCUUAGAAGAUUGGAAUUAAGACAAGAAUUUUCAACUCUGGAUAAAUAUUUUGAGAAGAAGCAGCGUUUCUUUUAAUUAUUCUGCUAUCUCGACUUCCUUAGGACUGAUUCAUAUUUUUCUUUCCGAGUAGAAGCAAUACUCAUAAUUGCAGAUACUAUGAUGUUUGCAUAAUUUUGAGCUCUAAAAAAACUUUUUGAAAUGUUUGAAAUUUAGAUAGAUAGUUGAAAAAAACUAGUUUAGCCUAUAAUUUGAUACGUUUUUUUAUUUUUAUCGGUGAAAUUUUUUUCGACAUAAAAAUUCAGAUUUAUUUGAACAAUCCUGUGAAAUAGAAAAUAGUGAAAUGAAGUUUUCUUUUUUCGAGUUCUUCUCCGAACCAAAAGUGAAGUAUUCUUGCAUGAUCGGCGAUUAUUCGUCCUCUAUUAAGCCGAAAAGCUCACAAGAGAAAUUGAAGACUAACACCGAAGCUCAUAACAAUAAACGCCGGGCCGAUGUUUGACGAGGCCCCAUUGUGUCAUUGUUGAGAGGAAAAAGGAGUUGAGACGAGUUGUCAGCCGAGCAGUGUUGUUGUUGUCGAACGUCGUUAUUCUCGCAUUCGGAAUGAUGCACUGACCCACGAAUUCCACCAAUUCUGUUUUAUUUUAAACUGGCGCCAUGUCGUCGUUCCAACUUUUCUUUUUUUCGCGUUUUGUUGACUCUUCUCAUGUAAUUAGAUCUUCUUUUUGGCUUGACUUCCGCCAUCAAAAAAUUGAAAAAAUUUUUUUGCAAAAAAAAAGAUAGGGUGUUGACUUUGAGAAACCAUUUUUACAUAAUUUUUUUAUUUUUAUAGUUUAGGCGUUGAAAUUUCAAUUUCCUUACUCAUAGAAUGAUCUGUCCAAAAGAGAGAAGAGCUUUCCCCUUGAAAGCAACAAAAAAAAGAACGAUAAAAAGGCUUAACAGUUAUUUUCGGAGAAAAAACAAUGUGAAAAAAUCUUUCAGAGAUCAAAAAGUGGUUCCACCUACUUGAGCGACCAUUAGAGUGGUCUGAGCAAGAUGUUUUUCCAAAAUAACUUAAAAAAAUUAUUCUACUCAACCUCUCUCCGUUAUUUUUUUUUAAGCGCUUGUUUGUUAUCCUGUUUAUAAAAAAAAUUGAAGUUUUUCAAUCAAAUUCUUUGAUGAAUUUCCGAAUAGAAACAAAGGCUCAGUUUCUUCAGUUAUUUUCUGAACUGGAAUUUCAAAUUCAAAGAAGAAAGUUCGAUGGCCCUUCAGAAAUAUGACGUUAUUAUUAUUGCAGCCUAGCAUGACAAAGGAUAAUUCCAUCCAACAUUUACCAACUUAUUUCUCCUCAUUUCGUUUCGGCAUAUUGCCACAUUACAUUUUUGGGAUAUGUUUGCCAAGAAAGAAAAACUUUUUCGCCCUACCCAACCUCACAAUGUGUCAAAUUUCAUUCAGCCUAUAGCUGCCUCAACUUCCGGCAGUUUCGGUUUUUUCCUUCUGUUUUUUCUUUUUUUUUCCAGAGUCCUUUUAUGUUCGUUUUCUUCUUCAUGCUGAUAAUAAGAGAAGGGCAACAAAUGCGACUCGGAAAUUUCGUCAGCUUCCUAGUUCGAUUUCUCUCUUCUUGUGCCUUUCCUGCAUCAUUUCCCAUAUCGCUUGUCUUAAAAACCAAGCGAGGGCUUUUUUUUAGUCUCUAUUCAGUUUUUAGGUUUUUUUCCGAGGUUUUUUCAAAUGUUCAGGUUCAACGGAUAAUUGAGUAUCAGCGAAUCUCUUGAUUUUUUUCUUCUCACAGAAUGAAGGGAGCAAAUUGAUCAUCGCUAAACUCGAGAGAGGAAAACAACACGUGUUCUGUUUGAGUAUGAAAAACAGGAAAUUCUUGUUCUUUUUCUGAAAUAUUUUUGAAACAAUUUCAGUUCAAAAUUUUAAUUUUAUCAUUAGACUCUAAUAAUGUUUUGAAGAUAAAUUUUGUUUUGUCCUCAGCUCUUCGAGUUACGAAGCUUUUUUUGUAUUAUAAGCCUUUAGAAAUAAGAAGUUUUGAGUAUCUUUUUUUUUCAAUGCAGAAAAUUGGCAUGCUUUCGUUUUGAAAAAAAUUGAAAGCAAUAGUUAAAAAAAAAAAGUUUUUUUUGCGAUCAACUAAAAGUUUGUUUCGCUUCGAAUUGCAAUGAUAUUUAACAAAGUGCGAGAACGCGUUUGAUAGAAAGCUGCGCAGAUGUUUCAUUUUUUUAUCCGUUAAGAUUCAUCCAAUAACCUCGCACUUAUAAAUGUGUGUUACAAGAGCUAACUUUUUCAAAUCGAAUGAAUAGAAAUUUUUCCUUUCUGAGUUUUCUAUAUCUCUACAAACUUCUCGACAACUAAAAAGCUCCAUCGGCCAAAAGAAUAAAUAAUUUAUUCGAACCAAGACAACAAAUAGAAAAGAAACAGCUAACUUUGCAGCUGUUCCAAAUUAUCUGCGCCACUUGGAGCUCGCGCGCCGACUCGAGGACCACGUGGGCCAAUUCCGUUCUCAUUUUGCCCUUGCCUUGGCAUUCUUCACGCUUCGCGACUUCCGAAAAUCCGUUUACUUUCUCAUACUUGCCCGAAGAGAAGCGUUAAAGGUUUGUUGACGAGCUUGAAACUGCCGAGUGAAUGAGAAGAGAAGUUCAAGCUUCUGAAAACGACUCUCAUAUCUUUUAGAGGCGGAAGUUUCUUUCGGAGAACUCAACCGGAUGGAAAAAGGCUGGAGAGUUCCAUUGAAGAUCUGAAAUAGAUAGAACGAUAAAACUCUUCGUUUUCAAUUUUUUAAUCUAUUCACUGUUGGCUCGAUAAUAUUAAAGAAAGACAUUUUUCGAGACUAGUAAACCAAAACGCGCAAAAAGCUUCAUAGUUAACCUAACGGUAAUUAAAUUAUGGAAUGUUUGGUUGGAAAACUUUUUUUAAUUUUUUAGGAAAAAUUCAUAGUGCGUUUCCAAUAGUUUUUAUCAAGAUUUGUGAGAUUAUGAAUGAAUUAUCAAGAGUAAAGUUACUAUUUUGUUAGUUUGAACUUUUUAACGGUAAAAAGCGCUGCAGCUGAUAAUUCCAAGUUUAUAAUUUUGUUUUUUCGCUUUUCCUAAAUGUUUCAAACAUGAAAAAAAUAAUGAAAAAAACAUGGAUUUCAACAUCAAGUUUCAAUUUCGGUUAUGUAAUAUAUUUUUAGCAAAAUAGGGAAAACCGCUUUUUUUCAAGGUCUAUACACUUAAGGAAUUAAAAAUCCCUUUUCAAAAAUAUUGUUCAAGAUUUCAAGAAAAAAUUAUCUGAAACGAGAAAGAAAACUUCUCCUCUCCCAAAAUAAUGGUUGUCCGAGCUUACAGCUUACAAAAUAAUUUUCAUUCAUUUUUUCUUUCACCCUUUCCAUUGCCCUUAUUUAAAAUUAAAGCCGAAUAUCAACUCGGAAAGGCGGACUUCAAAUGAAAAAAGCGGAAAUAGGCCAGCAUAGAAAAGCGCUUCUAAUUCGUAAGGCUCAUUAAUUAGUUCCAUCCAUGUGUUCCCCAUAUUUGAUUAGUGUAACUUUUGGCAGGCCGGCGGAUAGAUUGCGAAUACUAAUUGGAUAUUUCAGCUGCACGACAAGGGCCUACUGAACGAGGUUAACGAACUUCUCAACGAGGUUAUCAGAGAAGGCCGCACCGUUGUUGUCACCAGCGGUGGCUCUGAGGUUUUUUUUUUGAUUUUAUUUUCUGAAUUCAUCGUGAUGGCCAUUUUGCAGUUGAUCGUCGAUUAUUCCGCGGAUCCAAGCGGCUCCCAAGUCGAAUACUAUCAAACUUUCCUCUCCUUUUUUGAAGACGAUUACUUUGUUUCUGAUGGGUCGCAUGCGCAUGACGAAUGUCUACGCUCUUCAGUAACUGAAAACAAUGUGAGUUUCCAACCUUGAAACAAACUACUAUUUUUCACAGUACCUUGAAUUUUUAAUAAGCGACCUUUAAACAAACUUUUCAAAAUGUUUCUUGAUGUAAGAAAUCAAAAGGCUAAAAGUCCCAAAAUACAUCAUGAAGCGAUGAGAUAUGAUUUUGAUCAAUUCAAGACAUCUUCUUUCAGACAAAAUUCGAAAUUGUACUAUUUGAGAUUCUUUCUCUGGAACAGGGUAAAAUGCCCUUUUUUUGAAGUACAACUUUUGGUGAUAAAAUCCGGAAUAUUGAAGAAUUCAAUUAAACAUUUUUUUUUUUGAAAGCAUUUCUGUCGAUUUCAAGAAAGAAAUAUAAGCACUAACCUUAUUUUCCAACAAUGCCAAGAAUUGUCGGUUUGUUGCGUUGCUUCAAAGCGAAGUGCAAGACAAACAUGACCUCAAUAUUUCCAACCUUUUCUACAACGUUGAAAAUAUUUUGGCUUUUCAACCUUUUUUUUCGUUCUCUAGAGUCUCACCAAGGAUCAGAACAAGUCGGAGCGAGCCAAAGAAGACGACUUUUUCGAGCUUGUCUUGCGGCUGCAGUCGGAACGUAUGGAUGAUCAGCGCGCAGAUAUUUCAAUGCUCAACAGCACGCCUCAAGGCGUUCGUCAAUCUGACACCCAACCAGAUGACUCGUCAACGGGUUUGUAUACUUUGACUUCAAGUAUGAACCAAGAAGUUUCCGGGAAAAAAACUGGAAAAAGUAUUCCUCUAGAAAAACGCAAAAGAAAGUUUCGUAAAACAGACAGUUUUCAAUUUUCUUGCUAAUAAUAAAUAUAGAUAGAGAUUUUCAGUUUCUUGCUGGAUUUUUUUUUUGAGAGCGAAACUUGUCGUAUUUCUGUCCCACAGCCCAGCAUCUGAUUUUUAAAUAAUUUCUCUCCUCAUAAGAUCUCAAUUUAUCGUGUCAAGGCUCGUAAGAAAGCUUUUUGAUCUCUUCUUUAUUAAGUAGAAGGAUCUAUUUUGGAAAUAACUCUCUAGUAGUGAACGGAGUAGCCGACUUGAUUGGAAACUGAGCAGAAAACUCGCUUAGAUGUUCAACUUACCCAAACUUUAAGCUGGAAAUCAACUUGAAGAUGGUGCUUGGAUUUAUGAAAAAGCAAAAAAUAAAACGAAUGAUAAAGCAGUUUUUUUCAGCUUCCUAUGAGCUACCAGAAACGGAAAACUCACAUUAAGGAUAUUUUGACGUGAGACUCGAUGUGUAAUACCAGGAAAUUGAGUGAAAGCAUCGUAUUCCAUUAAUUUGAGUUUGGAAUCACUUUUACACCAUUGAAAAACACCAAAUGAGUAACGCUUAGCAAGAACUUGAACGCAAGAUGAUGGUUCCUCAUCGGAGGCGUUUUUCUGCUCUUCCGGACCGGUGGCGCUCCUGAGCCUCAGUUAAUUCCGGUCACGAUUGCCUUUCAAAAGCACUUCGCGCCUUGAAAAUUGUUCGCCUCUUGCACGGCUAUUGCUGUUUCUCAUCAUUCCAUUCUUCAUUUUUCUCGUCAAUGCUUCUUCUCACAUUUCUAUAUUUUUUUAGACGGUCCGGAAGCUUUGAUUGAUCUUCUUAUGAACGCUCAAGGACGCAGAAUGGAUGAACAAAGAGCUGCACUUCUACCCGGACUCAACGAAAACGGUCAAUGCAUCUUGGAGAAACUGAACAAGUGGGUUUUUCUCCUAUGAAAUGAAACUAAACGGAUUCUUGAGAAACCAGUAAAGAUUGCUCAGCUUUUUUGUUCAAGAAAUGAAAAAUUAAGAAGUCAUAUGAAAUUGAGGCAAAUCCUCAAAAUUCUCAAAAAAAUCGUCAUUAAAGAAUUUCCAUACGAAUUCUGAAAUCUAUCCUAAUUCUAAAAAAAAAUUAAACUUUCGGAUUCGUAAAAUUUUUCAUCUUGAGUAGGCGUAUCAAAAACGGUAGGAAACUCAAGGCUACAUAUCCAAAGAUGGAAAUUUGUUUGCGUCGGCACUCCUAGGGUUUCAUCACUUCUCGCCAAGUUUAAAUAAAAACUGCAAUUUUCGCUUAGACAUGCAGAAAGAAGAAAAUAACUCAAACAGACUUAAAAUAUUUUUUGGUCGAUUAAAAUCAAAAAAAUUAAACGCUGUCUCGCUCAAAUUUUUUUCUAAAAAGAUUCAUUGAAAAAUUUUUUUGAACUCCCAGUAAAACUGUGGAAGAAUUGGAUGGUCAUCUUGUGGAAUGGCUGAUGCGUGUUCAAAGUGAACGUAUCGACGAACAGCGCAGCGAAUUACCGACUCCAAAAAGCGAGUGUGGUUAGUAGAGCAAGGGCUUCUUUCUUUUUACUCGUACGUUUCUGCAGAAAUCGAAGAAGAGAGAAACCGUAAAAAGGAGAAAGACGUCACUGAGCUGGUUCUCCGCAUGCAAGCUGGACGUCUCGAAGAUCAGCGAGCUCAUCUUGAGCCGAAAACAAACGACAGGAAGUGA